Molecule: messenger RNA, 604 nt
Organism: Trichoplusia ni (cabbage looper)
Lineage: Eukaryota; Metazoa; Arthropoda; Insecta; Lepidoptera; Noctuidae
Gene: mRpL14
Product: 39S ribosomal protein L14, mitochondrial
Exons: 2
Coding region: 91-543 (150 amino acids)
Biological process (GO): translation
Cellular component (GO): ribosome; mitochondrion
Molecular function (GO): structural constituent of ribosome
Source: RefSeq, a predicted model, not a curated record
ACAGCUCUAAGCGGUCAAGUGAUACAAUUUUAUAACCUCAACUGUUUUAUUUUGUCUUCAUAAAAACGAUUAAACGACAACCCAAAAGAGAUGUUAAAGUCUGUAGUUAGCAAGCUUAUAUCCGCUCAGCAAACAUGCGGGUUCCACACCACAGCCUGUCUCAAUGAGGUCAGAUUAUUGACAAGACUUAGAGUAGUCGACAACUCCGAAAUUGGGAAAAGAGCCAUGGCGGAAGGGAAACCUCCUAAAGUAAUUUGUGUUUACAACAAAACAAGAGUGGGCUACAUUGGUGACAGAGUAUUGGUUGCUAUUAAAGGACAAAAAAAGAAAGGCAUCUUAGUGGGUUUGAAACAGACACAGAAAGUCAAAGUACCUAAGUUUGACAGCAACAAUGUGGUGCUGAUAGAUGACAACGGGACACCUCUAGGUAAUCGCAUCCAUGUGCCCAUUCCUACCAUCCUGCGCACUAUACUCAAAGAAAAGACUCACUCCAAAGGGGCUGACUACACCAAAUUAUUAGCUAUAGCAACCAGAUUUGUGUAAAUGAUAGUAACUAGUCAAGUAGCUAGAAUAGUAAGUAUUAAUAAAUUUAUAUCAUAAUUCA